Messenger RNA from Paramecium tetraurelia, 5784 nucleotides. RefSeq lists its product as uncharacterized. The transcript is spliced from 7 exons. The record is from RefSeq and is a predicted model, not a curated record. Lineage: Eukaryota; Ciliophora; Oligohymenophorea; Peniculida; Parameciidae.
AUGCUAAAAUCUUUAUUAUUAGUAUACAUAUUCACUCUGGUCACAUUCUCAAAGCAUAUCGAAAAUUAAAUAAUCGAAUUAGAAGAAGUAAAUUACUAAGUGAUAAUAAAAGUAAAUGAUUUUUCAGGCUAUGCUUUAUCUGGAGUGAUUGUCAAUGUUAAGAAUUCUAAUAUGAUUUUAGGAGACAAGGAUCAAAUGACUGAUGGAAUAGGUAUGGUGGCAUUUACUGGGAAAAUCCAAAAGCAAUAAUCUUACCAAAUUACAGCAAUUGCAACAACUACUUUUAACGACAUUUCAACAUCAAGUAAAAUAGAUGGGGUUGGAGAUUCAUAAGGUACAAUUGUUUUUAAUGGCAAAUUAUAAUUCACAUAAUCGGAUGUUUAAGUUCAAGAUGUAUUUUAAAGAGGAUUAAUAAUAUUAAAAACAUAAUCAAACUCAAAGCCUCUUCCUGGGGUGACUGUAAUCUUUACGGCCAUCUACUCAGAAGAUAAAAAAGCAAAAGAACUAAUUUUCAAAGCCACAACGGAUGACAAAGGUCAAUAAAAUGUAAGAUUUUUAUUGCCAUCUCAAAAACCCGCAUUUGUUAUUCUUUAUACUGCCUCAAAAAAUGAAUAUUGGAAUGCUUAAUAAUUGAAUCGAAAUGCGUAGGAAUAUUCAUUAUGGCCUGAAAAAAAGUAUGAACUACAAAUAACUAUAAAUUUGGAUCCUGGUUAAUUCAAAUUUGUCUUAACAGCAUUAGUUCAAGAUUAAGCAUCUAAGCCAUUAUCCGGAGCUAAAUUAUAAAUAGGAGGAAUUAACUUGGGAUCAAAUUAAGAACUCGAAUCGCUGAAUGCAGUCAGUGGAACAGAUGGAAAAAUCAACCUCAUUUUGCCAUUAAAAGCUACUGCUAAGAUUCAUGUCAAGGAACAAAUUACUAAAGAUGAAUACAUUGGAUAGAGUUAGGAGUUUGAUGAAGAGUUUGAUUUAAAUGUUAGAAAGGAAUCUUUCACUCAUGAUUUGGGGUUAAUAAAAUUAUAAGAGGCCUCAGGGGAUUUAUAAAUUUCUGGAAUCAUUACUGAUUCUUCAAAAUUAGUGUAGUUUGUACAAGGAGCUACAAUUGUAUUUACAAUUUUGGAUAGCAUCCAACCAGUGACAGCUAUCACAGAUGCUUACGGCAAAUUUAAUGCUGAGAUCUAUGUUCCUGCAAAUAAGGAUUUGUAAUUAAAAGCAACUGUAACUGCUAAAGGAUUUAUGAAUAAAUUAGCUGCUCCAAGAUCAAUUAAUGUUUCUUCUAAGCAACCUCUGCAAAUAACUUUUGAUGUAGUGUUGGACAGAACUAUAAAAAAUAUAAAAAUAAAGGAUAAGCUUGUUGAUCCAAGUGGUAAACCUAUUUAAAAUGCAAUUGUUAAAAUUGUAGAGAGUAAUCCAACAAUGCCUGAUAAAACUAUAUAUAAUAAGGAGAUAACAGAUAAUGCGGAUGGUUCAUUCGAAUAUCCAUUUAGUUGUUAUGAAGAUAUCAAGUUUUAAGCAACAUUUUAAUUUCAAGUGCCUUAAUUUGUGCCUGUAACAUAUAAAACAGGAGAUUUAGAAUGUAAAGAUUAAGAUUUAGUGAAAUAUUCAAUGACUUUAUCAAAAUAGACAGCUACUCUCUUAAUCAAAGGAUAAGUGAUAGAUGUGGAUUAAAAACCAUUGAAAGGAGUGACACUUUAAUUUAAGUCAGAUCCAAUAUUAGAUGUUCCUAAUAGUAAUUUGGUUACUGAUGCAAACGGUAAUUGGUAGGUUGAAAAAUUAACAGUCAUACCUACAACAUAAUAUAAAUUUACUAUUGAAUAUACUAAUGAUGUCAAAUAAUCAGUAGAAGUAGUAUAGACCUUUACUCCUACGAUGGAUAAAGAGUAAACCUUCAACUUUCCAGUUAUUGGAUUUUAAAGAUAUGUUAAGGCUAAAAUUGCUGGUAAAAUAGCACCUGUGGAUGGCAAGGCAACUAUACCACUACCUUUAGUAAUUACUUGUGAUGGAAAGGGAAAGGAUGGAAAACCAAUUAUUAUAGAAACUACAACAAAGGAGGAUGGAUCAUAUUCAGUAGAUGUAGAAGUAUUAGUAGGAGCAGAUAAACCAUUAUCCUGUGUAGUUACAAAUGGUAGAACUGGCAGUGAAGGUAGUAGUAAUAGUAGUGGAUCAAGUACAGGAACUGGAAGUGGAAAUACAGGAACAGGUGGAUCAAGUACAGGAACAGGUAAUACUAAUACUGCUUCACCUAUGUAACCUAUAAAAGUAGAUGUUAAAGUAUCUGCACCUACAUGGAGCAGUAACACAAAUAUUCCUGUGACAUAUAAUACAGUUGAUAUUGUAGUAAAAGGAGUUGUCAGUGAUAAAACAAAAACAAUUACUACAGUCGAAGGCGUAGACAUUUCUUUAAUUAUUUCUCCUCAAGAUGUUUAUAUUUAAAGCCCUGGUAAGCAUUUACUUGAGUCAUACGUUUUAUAGAAAAGACAUUUUUAGAGUUCUUCUCAAUCCAUAUUGUAAACAAAAUCUGGAAAAGAUGGAUCAUAUGAAUUUAAAUUCAAAGCCAUUUAAGCAUAUCCAUUAAAAUUUGAGAUUCAAGCAAAACGGGAUCCCCUAUUUGCUCCUUAUGAAAAGAAAGGAAUUGAAGAGAAAUGUUAGAAGUCAGAGACUUUAACUGAAAAUAUUGAAAUAGACAGGAUAAAAAUGUUGACAAAAUUGCAUUCUACAUUAAGUGGCUCUGAUAAGAAGCCAAUUAUAAAUGCAUCUGUUAAAAUGACAUCGUCUGAUCCAAUUAUGAAAGAUUCCAAAUAUUAUAACUUACCAUUUAAGGAUGAUGAUAAAGGAUCAUUCUUUUUGGAUUUUGAGUGUUACAAAGAUUUUGACUAUGUUGUGGAUUUGUAAAUAGAUGUACCUCAAUAUGUACAGUAAAAUAUAAAGAGUUCCAAAUUUAAAUGUUCAUAGGCAUUAACUGAAUUGAGCCCUAUUUCUUUAAUCCUGGAGAAGAUAUAAAUUAAAGCCAUUCUCACAGGUAAAGUAAUUGAUCCAAUCGGAAAUGGAGUUCCAAAUUUAGCAUUGAGUAUAACAACAGAUCCUGAAAGUACAAUUCUAGAAACUAAAACUUUAACAGAUGGAACAUGGACUGUGACUGAUCCAAAGAUCUAUCCCAAUACAGACUACAAAGCAAUAAUCGCUUAUAUAGACAUCAACAAAUAAUAAUAAAAAGUAGAAUAAAAAUUCACUAUCUAAAGUGAUAACUAAAAAGUUUCAAUUUCUGAUAUAAAUUAUUAAGCUAUUGUGAAUGCCAAAAUAUAAGGAAAGAUUGACUUAGAAAAGGGGACUUUGAGUUCACCAGUCAAAAUCAAUUUGACUUGUCCAAAAUUUAAAGAUGCUAAGGGUGUUGAUAUCAAUCAAGAUUUCCCAACUGAUAACAAUGGAAAUUUUGAUAUACCUUUACAAAUAUUGGCAAAACAUGAUGAUAAAAUAGAAUGUAUUCUUAAAACUAAAGAUUCUCUAUAAGAAACUACAUAAAAAGUAGAAUUAGUAGCUCCAAAGUUUUAAGUUUAAGGUGUUUCAAUAAAAGCUAAAUUUAUUACUACUACAUUUACAGUAUCAGGUAAAUUAGUGGAUAACUCAAAAGUGGAAGACAAAUUACCUGGUCUAAAAAUUACAUUAACCUUAAAACCAUCAGAUCCAAUAUCCUAUUAACCUAUUAUUAGUAAAAGUAUUAAUGAUGGAACAUAUUCAAUUAUUUUUGAGGUUGUAAGAAAUGUAAAUUAUGAAGCUACAAUCAAUAUUGAUGCAUAACCAGCAUUUAAUGUUGUUAAUGAAAAAUUAUAAUUAUUAGGCAAAGAAGAUAAGUAAAGUAUUUCAAAGGAUAUUACUCUAAUUAGAACUGUUGUUGAUAUUACCAUUAGUGGACAAUUAGUAGAUAUGAAUUAAAAGCCAAUUCCUAAUUCUAAGAUUGAAAUUUUAAGUUCAGAUCCCUAAAUGUCAAAUGCUUAAUUGUACAAUAAAUAAGCAGCUGCUCCAAAGGGAGAUUUCUAAUUACCAUUUUAAUGCUAUAAUUCAGUUUCAACCACUUUAAAGAUGGAUAUGGAAUCUGAUGUGUAUCCUAAAACAGCUCUAUCACCGUAGGUAUUUACUUGUGGAGAUAAGGAACUUAAGUUAAAGCCAAUAGUAGUGUCUACAAAAUCUGUUUAAAUAACUGUUUCUGGUGUUUUGACAGAUAGCAGUGGGGUAACAAAAAAUGUAUAGAACGCUCAAAUAGAAAUUGUACUCAAUCCUGCUGAUCCUUUGGCAUCUAAUCUAUAAACAAAAUCAGAUUUAAAUGGCAAAUAUUCUUUAAGUUUUGGAGCAGUCUAAGAUUAGAUAUACACAGCUGUUAUAUAAAUAACUAAUUCUGACUUUAAUCCAUAUAAAUCUUCUAAUAUCUAGAUUAAGGCGGAUAAAGUGUAUACUAUAUCACAUGAUGCAACCAUGGAUAGAAUCAUUCUUUAAGCCACUUUAACUUCAACAAUUACAGAUCCAUCAGGGAAGACCCCUCCUGCAUCUACUUUAACAGUUGAAUCCUUAUAGCCAACAGUCAAAGGAAAUGAAAAAACUUAGAUAACAGGAAAAACUGAUUCUGCUGGAAAAUUCAGUUUAUAAAUUCCUUGUUAUAAGAAUGUAGACGAGUCCUUUGUAUUGGAUGUUAAAGCUGAUAAGUACAAAGAUGUAAAAUCAGAUAAGAUUCAAUUUUAAUGUUCUGGUCCAGCAAUAUCUCUACCUCCAGUGAAGAUUAAAUAUGAAUUAGCACCCACUAAUACUAAAUUAACUGUUGGAGGUGAAAUUAUUGGACCAAAGGGCAAUGGCCAAUCAGGAGUGAAUGUGAAACUAACUUCAGAUCCUGCUAGCAAAGAUUUUGAAGUUAAAACUGGGGCAGAUGGGAAAUGGUCAGUAUUAGAUGAUUAAUUGCAAUUUGGAACCAAAUAUCAAUUGACUGAAUCUUAUAAUGAUGCUAUUGGAUAAAAUCACAAAGUUACAUAAGCCUUUUAAACAAAUGAUGAGAAAUCUGAAAUGACGUUCCCAAAAUAGUAUUAUGAUGAUUUUGUCCCAUUCGAAAUUAAUGGUAGAAUUACAACUGAAGGAGGAAUAUUUCCAUCUAAUGUUCCAAUUAGUUUAUAAUGCGAUGCUUUUGGUGAAAAUAAAGUACCUAUUGAUCUAAAAACAUUUACAGAUUCUACUGGAUCAUAUUAGUUCAAAUGGAAGAUGCUCAUGAAUGCUAAUUCUAAUAUUGACUGCUUAAUUAUUUCACAUGAAACUGUCAAAUUUUAAUUAACAAAUAAUCGAUUCAAAAUUAAUCCCAAUAAUGAUGUUAUUAAGAUUACCAAUUAAGCUCAAGUGACAGAAAAAUUCAAAGAAUAACUUACUAAAUAUUACUAACUUUCUGCAAUUUAUGGUGCAGUAUUUGCUGAAUUUGACUGCAGUUAAAAAUUGGAAUGGUUAGGAUUAGAAGGAGUUAAUAUCAAACUGAAAUAAUGGAAUGGAUUAUCUUAUGUUGAUGUUUAAAUUGAAACAAAGAGUGACAAACAAGGUCUCUUUGUUAUUAAACAUUAAGUCCUAAAAAGUUAAAUUUAGAAUGAAAUGAGAUUAGAAUUUACUAAAUAACAUUACAUUCCUACUACCGCGGAGUUCAAUCUUUAUUCAUUUGACCCUUAAUUAGAUGGAUCAUAUCUUAUCUAAUUAUCCAAUAUUAGAAUGGUUAAAAUUGGAUAGCCAGAAAAAUGUCCAACAGUUAAGAAAAAUAAACAUCAUCAAUGA